Anguilla anguilla (European eel) is the source of this 2359-nucleotide messenger RNA. It is a transcript of the gene capzb, whose product is annotated as capping actin protein of muscle Z-line subunit beta. Gene Ontology annotation, cellular component: cytoplasm; F-actin capping protein complex. Lineage: Eukaryota; Metazoa; Chordata; Actinopteri; Anguilliformes; Anguillidae. Gene Ontology annotation, biological process: cell morphogenesis; actin cytoskeleton organization; negative regulation of filopodium assembly. Bases 214 to 1047 code for a protein of 277 amino acids. The record is from RefSeq and is a predicted model, not a curated record. Gene Ontology annotation, molecular function: actin filament binding. The transcript has 10 exons.
CUCCCCCCCACCACCUCCCCAUCGCUCCCCGGUUGAGGAAGUGAAUUCGCUGACGGGGCUGGGUCCUGAGAGAGAGAGAGAGGCGAACAGAAACAGCAGGAACUCGGAAGGAAUUGAAAUAACAACAAGAAAAGAAAAAUAAGCGAACGAAAGUAUAAAGAAAUCCGCUAAAGCAUAUUUCACUGCUGAGACCCGACACCGAGAGCCGCCGACAUGAACGACCAGCAGUUGGAUUGUGCGCUGGACCUGAUGAGGCGUCUGCCCCCGCAGCAGAUAGAGAAGAACCUCAGUGACCUUAUUGACCUGGUUCCCAGUCUGUGUGAGGAUCUGCUGUCCUCUGUGGACCAGCCCCUGAAGAUCGCCCGUGACAAGGUGGUGGGCAAGGACUACCUGCUGUGUGACUACAACCGCGAUGGGGACUCCUACAGGUCUCCCUGGAGCAAUAAGUAUGAGCCCCCAAUCGAUGAUGGUGCCAUGCCAUCCGCACGCCUGCGCAAACUGGAGGUGGAGGCCAACAACGCCUUCGACCAGUACAGAGAUCUGUACUUUGAGGGGGGCGUGUCAUCAGUGUACCUGUGGGACCUGGACCACGGCUUCGCGGGCGUCAUCCUCAUUAAGAAGGCUGGAGACGGCUCCAAGAAGAUCAAGGGCUGCUGGGACUCCAUCCACGUGGUGGAGGUUCAGGAGAAGUCGAGCGGUCGUACCGCUCACUACAAACUGACCUCCACCGUGAUGCUGUGGCUGCAAACAACCAAGACGGGCUCUGGCACCAUGAACCUGGGGGGCAGCCUCACCAGACAGAUGGAGAAAGAUGAGACCGUGGGGGAGUCGUCCCCUCACAUCGCCAACAUCGGCCGCCUAGUGGAGGACAUGGAGAACAAGAUUCGCUCCACCCUGAAUGAGAUCUACUUUGGGAAGACCAAGGACAUUGUUAAUGGCCUGAGAUCUAUUGACUCUUUGCCCGAUAAUCAAAAGUACCGGCAGCUCCAGAAAGAGCUGUCUCAGGUCCUCACCCAGCGCCAGAUCUACAUUCAGCCCGAUGACUAGGGCUGGAGGAGCGUUCAGACCAUGGGUGACAAGUCAAAGCAGGAGGCUCUGAAGAAUGACCUUAUUAAGGCGCUCAAAGGCAAACAACAAAGUUAGAGAUGCUGUUCUCUCUCUCUCUCUCUCUGUCUCUCUCACUCUUCAGUUCUUUUUGUCACUGUCUUUACCUUUGUCCUCUCCACAUCACUCUCAGCAUAUUUGUCAUUUAGUUUUUCCCGUCUCUCCUCUGUUCCCCUCUGUCUCCAUCUCUCAGUGCCGCGCUCUAGUUUUUUAGGCUAGAAAAAGAAAAAACGUUUUUCAUUCAUUCAUCCAUUCAUUCAUUCAUUCAUUCAUUCAUUCGUUAUUAUUUUUAAGAAUUUUCCAGAGCAUCUCAUUGUCAUCAAAGCCAUUUGCUAACCACCUUGUUGUUAUAAGUAUUAGUACUAUUAUUAUUAUGACGGUGUAACAGUAUGACAGUAACUUUAAUAAUGAUCCCUGCCUAUGUUUUGGGCAUACUGUUGGGCAUCUGUGUGAUGCAGACUGAUUUAAGCCAGGGGAUCAGAUGGGGGGGGUCAGGCUAUUGAAUAGUCAUUGUUUUUUCUAUUCCCGUUAUAAUUUUAGAUUAUAUGUAUAUUGUUAUUGGUAUUGUCUCUGCAACCCCCAUCUCCCUGUGCCGAUUCUAACUGUUACUCUUCUGGGUGAUGUAGUCCUGGGCGUCUGCAGCUUUUUCUUACUGCUGUCUGUCAGUGGUUGGCGCACCGUCUGGUUCUGUCUGAUCUCCUGUCUGUUAGUCUGUCAGCUCAGCGGUAGGUGGGAGAUGGACAGACGUAUCUGUGUGGACGCGUAGAGGAUGUGAGGAAAAAUUGAACAAAUGUACUGUGUUUCGCAAUGCCAUUUUCAUCUCUCCGCUCCCCUGACACCUCCCCUGACCCCCCCCUCCGCACCCCCCCCCCCCCCCCCAGUGUUUAUUUGGCUGGGUGCGUGGAAGGGGGGGUGGUUUCCGUUCCUCUGUCCUGCAGGAAGUUUUUUUUUGUUUUUGAGGUUUUUUGUUGUCAGUUUGCCUUUUUUUGUAAAGCUUGAUUCAUGUUGUAUUAGAGCCUCCAACACCAAUAAAAUUUAAAAUGGUAAAUAAUGUUAUUUUUCUAUAUGGCAAUGCAUAUAUAAAGCAUGUAUAAAUGUUGUUGUGUAUUCUAAAUAUAGCGAGCUUCCAAGGAAAGACCAGUGUAUAUACAGUUAAGUGCAAAAGUAUUGGAGGAGUGAUGCAAUCUUUGUUGUUUUGGCUCUGUACUCCAGCAGAUUGGCUACUUGAAAUAAAACAAUAUGAGGUGAAAGUGCA